Balaenoptera acutorostrata (minke whale) is the source of this 1769-nucleotide messenger RNA. It is a transcript of the gene ECHDC3, whose product is annotated as enoyl-CoA hydratase domain containing 3. NCBI's taxonomy places the organism in Eukaryota, Metazoa, Chordata, Mammalia, Artiodactyla, Balaenopteridae. Gene Ontology annotation, cellular component: mitochondrion. The record is from RefSeq and is a predicted model, not a curated record. Bases 202 to 1104 code for a protein of 300 amino acids. The transcript is spliced from 5 exons. Gene Ontology annotation, molecular function: hydro-lyase activity.
GGGGCGGCGGGGCUGGGUCCGGUCUGGGUGAAGAGUCCGGUCGAAACCUGGGCCUGCGAUCCCCGACUCGGUUUUGCCCGCUGCCCGGAGCGGUCGAAGCGCAGCGGCCCGACUCGCCCCCGCGCCCCUCGGAGUGCCCAGAGCCCGCGGUCCUUGGCGUUGAGCUCAGCGGCGUCCGACCCCGGCGCGUCUCUGGCCGCCAUGGCCGCCGCCGCGGGCCUGCGGGCCUUGGGGGCGAAGGGGUCGGGCUGGCUCCGGCGCGGCCCGUGGCCUCUGCUCACCGCCGGCUUCUGCAGCGGGGGACCGGCCGGGAUCGGGCGGCCGGAGCCGGGGUCGCGCCCCACCAGCACGCGGCAGCGGGACGGCAUCAGGAGCAUUGUCUUGAGUGAUCCAAAGAGAAGAAACGCACUGUCACUGGCGAUGCUGAGAUCUCUCCAAAACGACAUUCUUCAUGAAGCCGAAAGCCAAGAUCUGAAGGUCAUUAUUAUUUCAGCUGAGGGCCCUGUAUUUUCUUCUGGGCAUGAUUUAAAGGAACUGACGGAUGAGCACGGCCCAGAUUAUCACGCUGAAGUGUUCCGAACCUGUUCUGAGGUCAUGAUGCUGAUCCAGAACCACCCGGUCCCCGUCAUUGCCAUGGUGAACGGCCUGGCCUCUGCCGCCGGGUGUCAGCUGGUUGCCAGCUGUGACAUUGCCGUGGCGAGUGACAAGUCCUCCUUUGCCGCACCGGGCGUGAACAUCGGGCUCUUCUGCUCCACCCCCGGGGUGGCCCUGGGGAGAGCGCUGCCGAGAAAGGUGGCCUUGGAGAUGCUCUUCACCGGGGAGCCCAUCUCUGCACAGGAGGCCCUGCUCCAUGGGCUGCUGAGCAGGGUGGUGCCGGAGGAGCGGCUGGAGGAGGAGACCCUGAGGAUCGCGAGGAAGGUGGCCUCGCUGAGCCGGCCCGUGCUGUCGCUGGGCAAAGCCGCCUUCUACAGGCAGCUGGCUCAGGACCUCAGGACCGCCUACCACCUCACCUCCCAGACCAUGGUGGACAACCUGGGCCUGCCGGAUGGCCAGGAGGGGGUCAAGGCCUUCCUCCAGAAGAGGAAGCCCGUCUGGUCACACUGAGCGGCCUCAUCAGAGGAAACGGGGGCCGUGAGCCCAGUGGGCAGUGCUCAGGGCUCCCCCCCACCGGCCCCACCCGUGACCUUCCGACCCCCAGACACCACCGCUGCCUUGUGACUGUAGCAGAGCCAGCCUGCUUUUCCGGCAUCAGUCACGUCUCAGUGCACGGGGUCUGGGUUACGAGCCAGCGCUCCCUGGGGAAGGGGUGACCUGGAGGGUCGGGUGCUAACGUGAGCGGAAGGGGACUGUGAGCACACAAGAAAGCCCGUGUGUGAUGCUCCUUCCCAGGACCUUAGGGGAGGGGAUGCCCCCCACCAGGGGUGAAGGUGAAGAUAAAACUGAGGCGAGAAGGAAGGAUUUCAGCCCAACUCUGUGACCGGAAAGGGCCCCCAAGGUGGAGGUGGUGCCGGUUGCCCACGACGGGAAACAUUUCAGAUCUCCACGAGAUACUCUCCACUCUGGAAAUCUUCUUGAUUCUAUUGAGAAAUAAUCAUGCUUCUGGCUUUGGGAUAAUCUUAUGGGAUCUUUUAAAGAUUACCUGUUCAGAGAGACUGGUAAUUUUAACUUCCCAACCAGACUGUAAGCUGGUUGAGAGAAGAAAAUCAAUGAACUCUUUGAUGCCUGUGCUGAUGAACGUCUAGUAGGUGCCUGGUGCUUCUGUAAUGAAG